This is a messenger RNA of Ylistrum balloti, 2781 nucleotides long. Its product is annotated as mitogen-activated protein kinase 14-like. Gene Ontology annotation, cellular component: nucleus; cytoplasm. The transcript is spliced from 12 exons. Gene Ontology annotation, molecular function: MAP kinase activity; ATP binding. Lineage: Eukaryota; Metazoa; Mollusca; Bivalvia; Pectinida; Pectinidae. Gene Ontology annotation, biological process: intracellular signal transduction; protein phosphorylation. Bases 128 to 1246 code for a protein of 372 amino acids. The record is from RefSeq and is a predicted model, not a curated record.
UUCAGCGAGUGAGUUCUGCACCACAAUUUGGAAGUUUGACGGAUUUAGUUGUUUGUGCUGUUUCAGCAUUGGAGUUCUUUGUGAUCUGUGUCCACAUAUUAACUCAUUGUUAUCAGUGUUUAUCUGAAUGCAAACUGCGUCCCUGAUGGCCGAACAGUCUUGCGGCUCCGUUCGGUCGGGCUUUCACCGGAUCGAGUUGAACAAAACACUUUGGGAAGUUCUUGAAAAGUACACCAGUUUAGUACCCGUUGGUUCAGGGGCAUAUGGACAAGUUGUCUCUGCUAUCAACUUACAGACCAAUGUAAAAUGUGCUAUCAAAAAAUUGGCACGUCCCUUCCAAUCAAAAAUCCAUGCCAAGAGGACAUAUCGAGAAUUGAAACUACUCAAACACAUGAACCAUGAAAAUAUCAUUGGACUGCUGGAUGUUUUUACACCUCAGACCUCCUUGGCAGACUUUGAUGAUGUAUACCUGGUCACUCACCUGAUGGGAGCUGACCUUAACAACAUAAUCAAGACACAGAGACUCAGUGAUGACCAUGUCCAGUUCCUCGUUUACCAGAUCCUCCGCGGACUCAAGUACAUACAUUCAGCAGGAAUCAUUCACAGGGAUCUCAAGCCUAGCAAUAUUGCUGUCAAUGAAGACUGUGAGCUAAAAAUUUUGGAUUUUGGUCUGGCACGUCACACAGAGUCGGAGAUGACUGGAUAUGUCGCCACUCGCUGGUACAGGGCGCCUGAAAUUGUCCUCAACUGGAUGCAUUAUUCUCAAACAGUGGACAUUUGGUCUGUUGGGUGUAUUAUGGCAGAAAUGUUGACCAGUAAGCCACUCUUCCCAGGAACAGAUCAUAUAGACCAGCUUAGCCGUGUGUUGUCCCUGACAGGGACUCCAGAUGAAUGUCUACUUCAAAAAAUCAGCAGUAGGGAGGCAAGGAACUACAUUUCAUCAAUGCCAAAGUGGAGUAAAAAGCCUUUAGAUGAAAUAUUUUUACAUGCAAACAAAAAAGCUCUGAACCUGCUGGAUCAUAUGCUGAACCUGGAUGCUGAUUGUAGGAUCACAGCAGAGCUAGCUUUAGCCCACCCAUACCUCGCCCAGUACGCUGACCCCUCGGACGAACCUGUUGCAGACCAACAGUAUGAUGAUUCAUUUGAAAAUCUGGAUCAUGAUAUACCAGCUUGGAGAGAGCUUGUGUACAAUGAAGUUGUCAGUUUCGUUCCUCAUGAUAACAUGCAACAACAAGUAAUGUCAUAACAUGUGCAUUCAUGGCAAUAGCACAAAACAACCUACACUGGAUGUAUGCAAUAUAACUGAUAAAAUGGUCCGGAAGUGGUUCAUAUGUGGGGGACAUCCUACUGGAGCUUCAUGUCCAAGGGAUCAAAAGACAGCACAGUCUGACUACAAUAAUCUCUUCGACUUUCAGUAUUAAAUGGACUACAGUUAUUACUGAUGAAACAGAUGUCAUAUCUGUAAAUAUUUUAACCUAUCGAAUGACAGAUACCUAAGACUGAAUCACUUAUCUCUAAAUUUAUCAGAACACCUGGUAUCCCAGGUAAAGAAUAAAAGGACAGGCUAUUUUGGUCAGACAUGCUUAUUGGUCAUGUUAUACUGUCAGGUCAGAGACAGUUAUCUUACAAAACUUGAUCAUUUAUCAAUAUUUCAGUGAACAAACAUUUACAUCAGAAUAACUCUACUUCUAGCUGCUAGUCAGAAAGCUAACUAUUGUCAUUGUAUUCAUAUGCCACAAAGAGCAAAAGUAUCAUUCUAAAUUCAUUUAUAAAUCAUAUAAAGCAUUGAUUGUAUGACGACCACACAAAAAAAAAUCCAUGUAAAAACCGUCCCUGUUAAUAUUUGUCUGGUUUUAUUUCAUGCAACAGCCAGGGUCAUGUGUGGAUCAUCAGCAUAACCCAGGCUGGUGCUGGGACGUUAAAUCUCGGGGGAAAAAUUAAAAUGGGUAGUUUUAACCGAAUUCUAUUGUCCAUCAAGUGAUAAGGCUUUUCUUUUCCUCUCUAAGACAGUCAAAAGUUUGUGGUCCCCCUUACAAAGUUUAUUUGAUUUGAUUGAAGUCUAAUUCUGUUAUCAUUUCAUUGAUGACGAUAUUUUUGACAUAUCAUCUCUCUUUAUUUGUUCAUGUCUACAUCUUAUAUGCAUCAGGAAAAUGAUUUGUGUCUAUAUAUAUCUAAAAUAAGGGAUGUUUUGUGAUUAGAACAUAAAGUGUUUUAUAACAGGUAACUCUAGUUUUGUAAGAUUUGUAAGACAUUGUGUAUAUAGGGUUAUGUAUAUAUAGAUAGGUAUCACCUCUAAAUUAACUUAUGGUUCAAUUAGAAAUGAAAAAGUAAAUUGAAAUUUUAAAUCAUGAUAAUUGUUGAGGCAAAUAAAAUUUAUUUUCAUUUAAGGUAAAACUGCUUGUUGUAAACUAAUUGAUUUACUGUGAACCAUUUCAUUCUUAUUACUACGUCAUACAGAUAUGAAGUAUAAAUGGCAAUUUGGUAAACUUUAAACAAAGUUUUUUCUACAGGUUUAAGACAUUACAAUAGAUUUUAAGAGUUUUGCAACAAAACAGCUCUUUAGUUUGCCAUGAGUAUACACUGAGUAAGGUUAUUUACUUUUGUCGUACAGAUCUAUAUCAGAUAUUAAUGUAUUAAAAUGCUUUUUUAAAAAUAUAGCAGAAUCUAUGUUUAAAGUUGCUGUUUGAUUGUUGUAGAAAAUUCUUUAUUCUAUUUCUUGUUAAAGUUUUGUAAAUUUAUUAUGUAAAAAGUUGAUUUUUUUUCAUGUACUUACCUCUUCAA